AUGGCGCGCAGCAAGGUGCAGCCCACGCAUUACCCGCGUAUCCCUUUCCACUUUCUGCGCAGCGCGCAGCUUCUCGCAGCCACGGUCGUGACCUGUGUCAUGAUAUUUUUCGUCGACCAACUCCACCACGACGGCUACCCCAUCCCGUGGACCUUCCUCUUGCUCCUCACAGUCUCCGUUCUCACCAUUCUCUUUCUGUCCAUGACCCUCGUGCAGCAUUGCUGCUGCGGAUUGAAUCCUCGGUUGAAUUUAUUCUUGAAUGCCGGCCUUCUCGUGAUAUGGACUCUCGGCUUUGCAUUGUUGUCGUGGUGGUCGGCGGGGACGAUGGGCCACGUCUGCAACAAGGCUAACUGGCGCAACGACGACGGCAUCAUGAUAUGUCGCAUCUACAAGGCCUUAUUCGCCUUUUCGCUGCUUGGAUUCGUAUCAACAAUCGCUGCCCUCCUCUUGGAUGUCUACGUCUUCAAGCGAUCAACGCAUCGCGGAAAGUACAACCAGAUGAUGGAUCCGGAUGGGAAACGCGAUGCAUCCGCUGCGCAACAAUCGCCGUGGUCCACCAACAUUGAGGAAGCGUACACCGAGCAGAAACCUUUCAGAGAUGAACCCGUGCCGAAGGCGCAAAAGAACGCAGGAUAUGCGGUCCCAGACGAGCAGUAUACAUACGACGACACCGGAUACUAUGGCGCCCAUAACAACGGCGUGAACAGACACUAUGACGGGCCGCUUCUUUGA
Messenger RNA from Lasiodiplodia theobromae, 732 nucleotides. RefSeq names its product Marvel domain-containing protein 2. The record is from RefSeq and is a predicted model, not a curated record. NCBI's taxonomy places the organism in Eukaryota, Fungi, Ascomycota, Dothideomycetes, Botryosphaeriales, Botryosphaeriaceae. Bases 1 to 732 code for a protein of 243 amino acids. The transcript has 3 exons.